AUGCCGCUCCGCCGCGUCACCCUCGUCGACUCCCUCGCUGAACUGAGCGUUGUCCUUGCAUCCUCGCCACCGACAGCUGCGAGGCGCACCGGCCGCUGCGCAUUGCUCCUCGGCCGCCUCGUCGCUGUGACGGCCGCGGCGGCUGCGUUUGUCGCGUUGCUGCUGUGGGCAGCAGCGCACGACCCCCUCGCGGCCGACUGGGCGGAGCGGCACGCGCGGCUGCGAGGCGUCAACUUCGGCGGCUGGCUGGUGGCGGAGCGGUGGCUGGUCGGGCCGCCUACGGUUCCGGGUGUCUUUGAACCCUCUUCCUCGUGGGCGCAGGACGACGAGCACGACGCGUCUCUAGCGCGGCGCGGCUCCGGCACCACCGAGGCGGUGUCUGCCUUUCGUGACGUGUUCAUCACUCGCGCCGAUUUUGCCGCGGCGGCGGCGCUCGGCCUCAACAGCGUCCGCAUACCGUUCGGCUGGUGGAUCGCCGCGCCGACGGACGCUGCCGCCGAGCCAUACGUGCGGGGUCGCGGGCUAGGCUACCUCGACGACGCGGUGCUUUGGGCGGAGGAGGAGGGGCUCACAGUGGUGCUCGACUUGCACGGCGCUCCAGGCUCGCAGAACGGAGAGCAGACGAGCGGCCUCGAGUACCCGGAUUGGGACCCGAGCCAUUUUGACGCCGACGCGGCGGUUUGGACUGUCGAGACGGUCGCCGCGCGAUUCUCCAACCGCUCGUGCAUCGUCGCCUUCGAGCUGCUAAAUGAGCCGCGGCUGGGCACCACGGCGCUGCUCGAAUAUUACCGACGGGGCUCCGAGGCCGUGCGGAGGCACAUGCCGCCCGAGCGGGUCGCGGUCGUCAUCAACUUGUACUUCUUCCAGCACAUGGCGACGCAGGCGUGGGCAAGCUUCGACUGGCGGAUGCCGGCGCGCCGCCACCCAAACCUUGUGUACGACCUGCACACGUACACGUGCUUCCUCGAGCGGGGCCGCGGCAACGACGCCUCGCUGCCGCUGUGGCUCUACACUGGGCCGCUGGUUGAGCUCUACGCCGCCCUCCUUUCCAUAACAGUCCGGCCCGCGUUUGCGGGUGAGUGGUCACUUUGCCUGCCCUGGUACGGCGCCGCCGCCGCUACCUUCCGCGCAAUGAACCCCCCGGAGCAGCGCGCCCUGCGGACAGGCUUUGCUUCGCGGCAGGCGGACGCCUUGACGCGCGGCGACCGGCUCGGGGGUCACUUUUGGACAUGGAAGGCGCCGCACGAGGACGACAAGGACUCUUGGGACUUCGCGGAGAUUGUACGGCGGGGCUUCAUCGGCCGGGGCGAGUGGGCCGUCUGA
Molecule: messenger RNA, 1323 nt
Organism: Emiliania huxleyi CCMP1516
Lineage: Eukaryota; Haptophyta; Isochrysidales; Noelaerhabdaceae
Gene: B13G1
Product: beta-1,3-glucanase
Exons: 1
Coding region: 1-1323 (440 amino acids)
Biological process (GO): glucan catabolic process
Cellular component (GO): extracellular region; cell surface
Molecular function (GO): beta-glucosidase activity
Source: RefSeq, a predicted model, not a curated record